Molecule: messenger RNA, 1407 nt
Organism: Menidia menidia (Atlantic silverside)
Lineage: Eukaryota; Metazoa; Chordata; Actinopteri; Atheriniformes; Atherinopsidae
Source: the annotation of a GenBank genome assembly
AUGGAAGUAUGUUAUCAGUUGCCGGUUUUGCCUCUGGACAGGCCGGUUCCCAAGCAUGUCCUCAGCCGGAGGGGAGCCAUUAGUUUCAGCUCCAGCUCGUCACUCUUCGGGGCUCCUGAUCCAAGACAGCUGUCUCAGAGACGGGGGGCCAUCUCCUACGACAGCUCCGACCAGACGGCGCUGUACAUUCGUAUGCUAGGAGAUGUGAGAGUGAGAAGUCAGGUUGGAUUUGAACCGGAACGAAGAAGCUCCCACCCAUACCUUUGCAUCGACUUCCGAACACUUCACACGCGGCUGGGCUGCGGGUCCUCGUCGGCCAGCUCCGGGCCUGAAAGGCGGGUCCACAGACUGCUCAGCUUCCAGAGAUACCUGCACUCCUCCCGCCUGCUGCGGGGAAUCCCCCAGCAGAUCCCCCUUCACAUCCUGGAUGAAGACUACACUGGACAGGCCCGAUGCAUGCUGGAAAAAGUUGGCACCUGGAAUUUCGACAUUUUCCUUUUCGAUAAAUUGACAAACGGGAACAGCCUGAUCACCCUGACCUUCCACCUGCUGAACCAGUACGGCCUGGUGGAGCUCUUCCAGCUGGACAUGGUCAAGCUGUGGAGGUUUUUAGUCAUGGUUCAGGAGGACUACCACAGCGACAACCCGUAUCACAACUCAGUCCACGCCGCAGACGUCACACAGGCCAUGUACUGCUACCUGCAGGAGCCCAUGCUUGCAAAGUCUCUGACCUCCUAUGACCUCCUACUUGGACUCCUAGCAGCUGCCACACAUGACCUGGACCACCCUGGGGUCAACCAGCCCUUCCUCAUUAAGACUGACCACUAUCUAGCCACUCUCUAUAGGAAUACCUCAGUUUUGGAAAACCACCAUUGGAAGUCAGCAGUGGGUCUCCUCAGAGAGACCGGACUGUUCUCUCAUCUGCCUGCUGAAGACAGUCUAAGUAUGGAGAGGGAAUUGGGCUCCUUAAUCCUGGCCACGGACAUCAGCCGGCAGAAUGACUACCUGUCGAGAUUUCGCAGGCACCUGGACCAGGACAACCUUUGCCUGAGCAACGCCAGCCACCGUCACUUCAUUAUGCAGAUGGCUCUGAAGUGCGCAGACAUCUGCAACCCCUGCAGACCCUGGGAGCUGAGCAAACAGUGGAGCGAGAAAGUGACAGAGGAGUUCUUCCAACAAGGCUUUAUGACGUACGUGGCGGAGCCGCUGUUUGCCGAAUGGGCCCGUUUCUCCGACACGCGCCUGUCCCAGACCAUGCUGGGCCACAUGGGGCUGAACAAAGCCAGCUGGCGGGGCCUGCAGCAGGAGCAGAGCCCCGUCUCCGAAGAGCCCGAGCCCCCCGCAGGAGACGCCGCCACGGGAGGAGCCAGCCCCAAAGAAAUACCUCAGGGAAGCAGAGAAUCCUGA